AUACUUUCUCUUAACUCACGAGCCUCUGCUGUGCAAACGGACAGAUCGUCUUUUCUGUGACACAUGAAGUUUUACUGCAGCUACGUGUUAGAUCUUGUCUGAAAAUAGAACCUGGAAUCCUACAAACAAAACUAUUAUUCACCAUUGAUUUUAACAAACUUGUAUUCUGCCAGGAUUUGUUAUGUGCUCUGGAAAAACCCACACUUCGGUCACCAUCCCGGCUCUUUUGCACCACUAGAAAUUCAGAAUAUGCGGCUGUUCUGCCACCGCGGAACUUUCUCUCUGAAGGCUGACGUUUGGCGCAGGAGCUGCAGGCAUGGUCCCCAGCCUGGUCCCCAUCGCCACCACUCAACCCCUGUGGCACAGCGCACGGCACUGUUGUUGGCAGCGUCUGUGCUGAAGGUGCGGACGCCCCUCCGAGACACCCACGAGGAGGCAAUGGUUAACAGGGGUUCAUCCUGGCGGCUGGAACAUCCCCCCCAGCUCCCCCGCGCCGUUCCCAUGGCGACGGCGUCCUGGCAACCGCUCCCCGCAUCCCGCAUCCUGGCCUGCGGCAGCGGCCCCACUCUCAGACGGACGGACAGACGGACCCAGGCCCCGGCUGCACAGCGCUGGGAUGCAGGGGGAGGCUGGGCAGCGCUGCCCUGCCCUGAUCCGGCACUGACAUAAGUUAUUGACUGGAAAAUGGCCCAGCGAAGCCCAAUCUUCCCAACUCUUGCCCCUUCUGAAAGACGGGUUCGAAACAUCCCGCUGCACAGCCAGGCGUUGACAGCGGUCCCGUUGGCAUCCGCAAGCCUGGUGGAUCAGCUAGAAGACAGAAUCCUAAGCCAUGAGAAAACAACAGCGGCUCUUGUGGAACACGCUUUUCGCAUUAAGGAGGACAUUGUUUCCACUCUGCACAGAAUGCAGAACAAAGGGGGGGGUGACCGGUUGGCUAGGCAACUCCUGGAAGAACAUAUCCGAAACAUAACGGCAAUAGUGAGGCAGCUCAAUCGGGACAUUGAGAUGCUGCAGGAGCAGAUACGCGUCAGAGACAAUCUCAGCUACGGAACAAACUCUACCCUGAAGAGCCUGGAAAUGCGGCAGCUUUCUGGUUUAGGAGACCUUCGGGGAAGAGUUGCAAGGUGCGAUGCUGGGUUAGCCAGACUGUCUGCAGAGCAUAAAAUUACGUAUGAAAGACUUCAGAGCCUAAGUAAAGACCAACACACCUCCAAACUGAUCUUAGAAUCUAAAAUCAAAGAGGCAGAAAUACAGAUUUCUCAUCUUCUGAGCAGAGUAGAGCAAUCAAUAAUGCAACAAGAAGCAAAGCUGAAGAUUGCCUACAAAGAGAGCAACCAACAGCUCCACCUUCUGGAUACGAAAAUAAAAAACGCUAUGGAGGAGCUCAGCAGCCAGAUUUUGUCUGCACGUAGCUGGCUGGAAGAGGAACGUGAAAGGAUUGAAAAAGAGCUUGUGCAAAAAAUUGACCAACUCUCGCUGACUCUUAAGGAAAACACUGAAAUAAGUGAAAGAGCUCGAGAGAUGAAAUUCAACCAAAUGGCAGAGAAAAUCGACAAAAUAGAAGAAAUACAGAAGAUAACCAUGGAAGCACAGGAAGCAAAACAGACUGAAGAAAAGAUAAAUAUUCGAAUCGGCAAACUUCAAAAUGAAAUAAAUGAAGAUAUAAAAGAAAUGAAAGCUGAAGUCAAUGCUGGAUUUGCAGCUAUCUAUGAGAGCAUCGGGUCUCUACGGCAAGUUCUAGAGGCAAAAAUGAAGCUGGACAGAGAUGAACUGCAGAAGCAGAUCCACCAAAUGAAGCAGGAGGUUCCAACGUGGGGAGAAGCUGGACCAUGACUGCAAGAUUUUGUCUGAGAGAUUAAUGUUUACCUGGCUAAAUGGGCAGACUAUAAUCUCGUUUCAGUCUGUAAUCCAGACUAAAUGCAUGUACCAAAUGACAUGCUGCUGUCACACAGGUCCGUACGGUUGCUUGAAGCGGUAAAUGCAAGCUCUUCAUAGACCAAGUGACAACGAGCUCUUAGGGGUCAAGGUGCUGUUUUGCCACUGCACUACUCUCGUUGCUCUCAGGAGAUUUACCACCGUGUAAAACUGGAGUAAUAUAAUGGUAAAGCUGGCACCUUAUUUGCUAAAGUCAUUUCAGAGCUCCCCAGUUUUGUAGCCUUUAGCAGGCAGGUAAAUUCUUUUAUUUAUAUAUAUAUAUAUGUACAUAUCGAUGCACCUGCACACCCUGCAACCCCCCGCCUUUAAAAAAAAAUCAUCAGCUGAUACCAUUUCUUUCCUCUCAGUUUGGCAGAGUUCUCCACCCUGAUACAAAUUACUUAACUGAAGCCCACAAACAUUUUUAAAGUGGCUUUUUCUACUGUUGACUUCCUGGGGAGACAGAAUUGGCGCUAAGCAGGCCCGUUUUCAAAACCUAGAUACCAUCAGAAAAUCUGUUCAGUUUCACAAAGAUCCUCUGUAUGUGUAUGUAAACUAAGCGGUGUUUUAUAACAUAGUUGUAGACUAAGAUGAUUCCUGAACAAUGUAAGAAGCUUAAUUCAUAUGGUCUUAAGUAUUGUGACCUUUGAAAUCAACAGCCAAGCGGAGCAGAGACGCGGAAAAAGAUAGAUAUAUAUAUACAUAGAGAGAGAGAGAGAGUAUUUUCUAACUGGGUAUGUGUUCCUGUGACCUGCUUCAUUCUAUGGAUAAAAACUUCAAGAGCAAAAGAGGAGGUGAAAAUCUAACAUGGUCUGGAGAAUGUAAUGUAAAAUAAAGU
Molecule: messenger RNA, 2752 nt
Organism: Cuculus canorus (common cuckoo)
Lineage: Eukaryota; Metazoa; Chordata; Aves; Cuculiformes; Cuculidae
Gene: FAM81A
Product: family with sequence similarity 81 member A
Exons: 9
Coding region: 685-1833 (382 amino acids)
Source: RefSeq, a predicted model, not a curated record